GGCGUGACAACGGGGCCCCGAAGCUAGGAAGCGCAGCAACCGCCCAGCGCGAGUGCUGGAAGCCGAGGCUCGCGGUGCACUACAAGUGAAGAACAAAGCAUAGCAGAAACAGACACCUUCCUGGCCAGGGAAAUGGUCGAUCCAGCGGAAGAGUACAAAAUGGACCACAAGAAGAGAGGGGUUGCGCUUAUCUUCAACCAGGAGCACUUCUUCUGGCACCUGAUGCUGCCGGAAAGGCGGGGCACCAACGUUGACAGGGACAACCUGGCUCGCAGGUUUUCAGAGCUGGGAUUUGAAGUGAAAUGCUUUAAUAAUCUGAAAGUGGAAGAGCUGCUGCAACAAAUUCACGACGCGUCCACGGCAAGCCAUGUGGACGCCGACUGCUUUGUGUGUGCCUUCCUGACCCAUGGCGAAGAUGACCAUAUCUACGCGUUUGACGCCAAGAUCCAAAUCCAGACCUUGACUGCCCUGUUCAGAGGGGACAAGUGCCGGAGCCUGGUGGGGAAGCCCAAGAUAUUCAUCAUCCAGGCAUGUCGGGGACAGCAGCACGACCCUCCCGUAGUCCCUCUGGAUGUGGUGGACCAUCAUCCCGCAGUGGCCCCAGAGAACGUCACUGAGGUGGACGCAGCCACGGUGCACACCCUCCCUGCGGGCGCAGACUUCCUCAUGUGCUACUCGGUGGCUGAAGGAUACUAUUCUCACCGAGAAACGGUGUAUGGCUCGUGGUACAUCCAAGAUUUGUGCGAAAUGCUGGGGAAAUACGGGUCCACUCUGGAGUUACUGGAACUUCCUCUUUUGAUAUUUGUGCACUAA
This is a messenger RNA of Octodon degus (degu), 813 nucleotides long. It is a transcript of the gene Casp6, whose product is annotated as caspase 6. The transcript has 8 exons. NCBI's taxonomy places the organism in Eukaryota, Metazoa, Chordata, Mammalia, Rodentia, Octodontidae. Gene Ontology annotation, biological process: apoptotic process; proteolysis. Gene Ontology annotation, cellular component: cytoplasm. The record is from RefSeq and is a predicted model, not a curated record. Bases 133 to 813 code for a protein of 226 amino acids.